This is a messenger RNA of Osmerus eperlanus (European smelt), 1691 nucleotides long. Its product is annotated as cellular tumor antigen p53-like. The record is from RefSeq and is a predicted model, not a curated record. Lineage: Eukaryota; Metazoa; Chordata; Actinopteri; Osmeriformes; Osmeridae. Gene Ontology annotation, cellular component: nucleus. Gene Ontology annotation, biological process: regulation of transcription by RNA polymerase II; apoptotic process; protein tetramerization. The transcript has 11 exons. Bases 272 to 1420 code for a protein of 382 amino acids. Gene Ontology annotation, molecular function: RNA polymerase II cis-regulatory region sequence-specific DNA binding; DNA-binding transcription factor activity, RNA polymerase II-specific.
CUGUGAUUGGUGGAUGGUCCAGGAGUUCAACCUUCCCCAUUCAGGAUUUUCGGGAAAUCCCCGAAACGUGGAGCUGCUUGCAUCAAAAUAUUGUUUCCUCUGUCGCAGAUUGCAAGCGACCACGAACGACUGAUCGAUUUUGAUCUUUUUUAGAAAGGGUGCAACCUAAAGACUUACACAACAUUACUCUACAGGAGGCGAGACCCUGUCGCCUUCCUGUCUCCAGACUCCUUCAGCACCACCUAAAAUUACCGGGCGAGCAGCUGAGAGAAUGAACGGGGAACACCAGAUGGAAGAGCUGUUGGACAACUUUGCCCUGAGCCAAGGCUCCUUUCAGAAGCUGUGGGAGAACAUUCCUCUAAAGACUACUGACAGUCCAACUCCCACCAGAAACUGGGAAGAAUUUAAUGUUACGCUCAUACCUGAUGAUGCUCUCCAUGAGGGUUUUGACGAAGGCCUCUUUGAGCUGCCUAGCACCCAGGAGUUCUCGGGAUCACCUGUGGACAACAUGCCACCCCCGACCUCCACCGUGCUGUCCACUGUCGACCACCCAGGCCAGCACAACUUCCAACUGAGCUUCCAGGAUUCCGGCAUCGCCAAGUCUGUCACUUCCACUUUCUCCCAGCAACUGAAUAAACUGUACUGCCAGCUGGCUAAGACUUGUCCCAUCGAGGUGCUGGUGGCUGUGGAGCCCCCCCAGGGAGCCAUCCUCCGGGCUACCGCCGUCUACAAGAAGGCGGAGCACGUGGCCGAGGUGGUCCGCCGCUGCCCCCACCACCAGAAGGUGGCCGAGAACAACGAAGGCGUGUCCCACCGCAGUCACCUAAUCCGAGUGGAGGGGAACCAGCAGGCUCAGUAUGUGGAGGAUGAACACACCGGGAGGCAGAGCGUCACAGUGCUGUACGAGCCCCCCCAGCUGGGCUCUGAGGUGACCACCCUGCUGCUUAACUACAUGUGCAACAGCAGCUGCAUGGGUGGGAUGAACCGUCGGCCCAUCCUGACCAUCCUGACCCUGGAGACACCCGAGGGCCAAGUUCUCGGGCGCCGCUGUUUCGAGGUCCGUGUUUGCGCCUGCCCCGGACGCGACCGUAAGACGGAGGAGGUGAACGCCAACAAGCCCCAGAACGGCACCAAAACGCCCGGAACCAAGAGAAAGAGCCAGCCAGAACCUGCUACAGAGGCCAAGAAAGUCAAGAGCACCAACUCUGGUUCCGAAGAUGACGACGUCUUUGUCCUCCGCGUUCAUGGAAGAGAGCGCUAUGAGUGGCUGAAAAAGGUCAACGAUGGACUGGAACUGAUGGACCGUAUGCCAGCAGCUGAUGUUGAGAAAGUCAAGCUGAAAAGUCAGAAGACGGCUAAACUCGAGAUGUUGGAGCCAAAGAGUGGCAAGCGACUGCUACUGAAGGACAGCUCUGAGUAGCCACAGAAGCCGCAUGUUGUGUGUGGGCCCAUUGUGACAGCUGGAGCUGCAUGUUGUGUGUGGGCCCAUUGUGACAGCUGGAGCUAAAUGCUACCUACUUAGAGAUAAGUUUGUCCACUAGCACUUUAGGUUAGUUUAAUGAUUUGGCCCUAUCAGUUUCGUACCCAGAAAUGACCAACUAAUAUGCUGACAGCUCUCAUUGGCCAGUUCCCCUAAAGAGUUUUGUUUUGUUUUCUUCUUCGCAUUUAAAAAAUAAAAAAUCUAAAACUAA